Klebsormidium nitens is the source of this 1676-nucleotide messenger RNA. The record is from the annotation of a GenBank genome assembly. Lineage: Eukaryota; Viridiplantae; Streptophyta; Klebsormidiophyceae; Klebsormidiales; Klebsormidiaceae.
UGCUCAUUUAUUGCUUGUAAAAUGGCGGCGCCUGGCGGCCCUCCAGCCUUCAGAGGUCCCCCUCCAGGUGCAAUGGAAGGUGGAGCGAGGCCACCCCCGGCAGGAAUGCAGAGUGGCGGCCUGCCCCCAAACGGGCCGUACGGGAGAAUUCCCAGUUUUGGAAGCGAGGGCGAACCCCCGAUGAAGAGGAUGCGGGAUGGGAAUGGGCCGCCACAGCCGAUGUGGGGGGGUCCCGGUGGCCCUGGGCCGCGGCCCCCAAUGCAGGAUCCCGGGAAGGACCGAAGCAUGGCGUCGGUGUUCUACAAGACGAGGAUGUGCAAGAACUUGGCGUUUCCGGGGGGGUGUCCAUACCACGAGAAGUGCAACUAUGCGCACUCAGAGGAGGAGCUGCGAACGCUGCCGCCAGAGUAUGCUGAUGGCCCUCCCGAGCGCCCCCCGCUGCAAGGGCCGCCUCCCGGGGGGGCAAAUUUCGAGCCAGACGGACCCCCCGGGCCAGGACCGGGCCCGCCGCACGAGGGUUUCGGGGGGUUUGGGGGGCCGCCGACGAGGCCGCCACCCGCGACACCGAAACCGCCGAACUGGAAGACGAAGAUCUGCACCUCCUGGGAUCGGCACGGGAGUUGCAGUUACGGGGAUCGAUGCGGGUUUGCUCACGGGCCGCACGAGCUGAGAGCUUACGGUCCUGUGGUUGAGGAUGCGAUCAAGCCUGGUCCAGGCCCGGCGUUUCAUGGUGGGGGGCCGCCUUUUCCUGGCGGUGGACCCCCCCCUUUCGGUGGCCCGCCUGGGCCGAGGCCGAACGGCUUUCCGCAGGAAGAGCCAGGCAAGGACUCGGGCCUGGGCCCCGGCAUGGACUCUGCCCGAUCCGACGGCUCCAACGGCGCCUUCGAAUCCGGUCCGCUCGUCCUGACCGUCGAUCUAGACCUCAUCCACGGCGACUCCAUCUUUGAAGAAGACCUGGAAGACGAAUCCUUCAAACCGGGCGACCCCGGGGAAAAGAACGCCCGCCCGGGGGGCGAAAACGAGCCCGGCCCGACCCCCUCGAACCAGAACCGGCCGCCGGACAUGCCGCGCCGCGACGGGUUUGACGGGUUUAGGGGCCCACCCGACGGGAUGCCCCCCGGGCCGUGGAUGCACCGGCCGCCAUUCUUCCGGGGGGGUCCCGGCUGGGGCGAAGGCCCCCCCCGAGGAUUUCCGCCGUUUGGGCCGAGAGGCCCCGGGUUCCAUUUCGGGGGGCCCGGAGACUUUGGCCCGCCGCCGGAGGCGUUUUACGGGGGGUUCGGACCGAGGGGACCGCCGCCGAACUUUGAGGGGGGGCCGCCAAGGGGAUGGGGUGCUCGGGGGAGGGGCCCUGGGCAAUUUGAGAUGGAGCAACCGGCGGGGUGAAGUUGCAUGGGGAGCAUGGAUUUCAGAUUUGAUUGUUUGCAAUGAAACGCUUUAUGGGGCGAUCCGGAACGGGAUUGGAGAGCGUUGGGGGGGAAUCCUGAUAGCGGUAUCCAGUGUGCACUGAAGCUUCAAGGUUCGUGGGAUCUCGCAGGAGACCUGAAGAGACGCGCAAGAGUACCGUAGAGUGGACGUUGUAGGGACGCUCUCGAAAUUCGUGCAAGUCAGUCUACACCACACCUGUUUCAUUAAGUUCUGUGUCACUGAAAUAUCUCAUUACAUAGUGAACGUCGGUA